This is a messenger RNA of Coccomyxa subellipsoidea C-169, 774 nucleotides long. RefSeq lists its product as hypothetical. The transcript is spliced from 6 exons. The record is from RefSeq and is a predicted model, not a curated record. Lineage: Eukaryota; Viridiplantae; Chlorophyta; Trebouxiophyceae; Coccomyxaceae. Gene Ontology annotation, molecular function: protein-cysteine S-palmitoyltransferase activity. Gene Ontology annotation, cellular component: endoplasmic reticulum; Golgi apparatus. Gene Ontology annotation, biological process: peptidyl-L-cysteine S-palmitoylation; protein targeting to membrane. The coding region runs from base 1 to 774 and encodes 257 amino acids.
AUGGCUCAGAUCGGCCCCUCGCCUCUGACUGACGCAGGCACACUUAUAACAUGGGAUCGUGCCUACGUGGCGUUAGUCACCGCCAGCCUGGGGCUGCAUGCGUUCCUGUUCAGGCGCCUGUACCGCUCUGACCCCGGCUGGGUCAAACCAGGGGGUGGCCCUGGGGUGGAGGAGGGAAUGCCACGGCACAAGUGCCCCCAUUGCGGCGCAUACCCCCCUGAGCGCUCCAGGCAUGACUUCAACACGGGUCAGUGCGUUGCCAAGUUUGAUCACUUCUGCCCGCUGAUUGCCACCUCUGUAGGAGACCUCAACCACAGCCUGUUCUGGUUCUACUGUGCCUUCCAGGCUUUUCUGAUAGCGUGGGCUUGGACCGUAGCUCUGGAUGCAGUCAUUCCAUGCCUCUACGGCAGCAGACCUGAGACGGCUGCCUGCUGGCUGCUGGUGGCAGCGGCUCUGGGGCUGGUGCCGCUGUUCAACUUUUUUGCCGGGCUGGCUCUGCUGCAUGGCUAUCUGGCCGCCAGCGGGCGCACCAGCUUUGAGAUCUGCAAGGGAGCCAAGGUGGAAUAUUUGAAGCCUUACUAUGACAGCUACAAGGGCCCGGCGCAGUUUGGUCUGACUGCCAAGGGGCUUGGAUCGCUGCUGAGGGAGUUGAGGAAAGGGAACGCCCCGCCGGCGCCCUACAGCCUGGGAGCUGCCGAGAACCUGAAUAUGUUUUUCUUCGGAAAAAAGCCCCAUUUGUACAAACGGACUCACUGUGUCCAGGCUGCUGUCUGA